GGGAACUGCCUUACGAUGAAAGCUAUGACCUUAUUCGUACUCAUGGCUGUGGCCGUCCUGGCGGCAGCUCGGCCAGAAAUCUUGGACUUCGAGGGCGAGGAUCACCAGCACCAGCAGGAGGGAGACGCCGGGGAGCACGUGGAAGGGUCCUACAGCUGGACGUCCCCCGAAGGCGAGGAGUUCCACGUCAAGUACGUCGCCGACGAGGACGGCUACCGGGUGCUGGAGUCGAACGCCGUGCCCGUGAACCACGACGGAAUGGCGGCGGACGGCAACCAGGGAGCCUUUGGGGAGGAAGAAGAAGGAGGAGAGCGAUAAGGACAGGGGAAGAAGGAGAAACAAUUGAGUGGAAGAAGAAGACGGGGAACGAUACGAAUGGAAGGAGA
Messenger RNA from Penaeus chinensis, 386 nucleotides. Its product is annotated as cuticle protein CP575-like. Gene Ontology annotation, cellular component: chitin-based extracellular matrix. NCBI's taxonomy places the organism in Eukaryota, Metazoa, Arthropoda, Malacostraca, Decapoda, Penaeidae. Bases 16 to 318 code for a protein of 100 amino acids. Gene Ontology annotation, molecular function: structural constituent of chitin-based larval cuticle. The record is from RefSeq and is a predicted model, not a curated record. The transcript has 3 exons.